GGCUUGACAGAUCAUCCGAUACGUGUCAUAUCUUCGUCCCUUGACUCCUUCUCGUUCUCCCCCAUCGUCCACGUCAUCCUUAAAUUCUGCGGAGGAAGACGACGAUCUCGAGCUCGAUUACUCUGAUUCUCCUUCCUUUAAACCUCCAUCUCUAACUCCUCCCCCAUCGCCAUGAGAUUUUCUAUUGAGCAGGUCAUUAGCGAACGUCUAAUGAGACCUGGGGGGCAUAUUUCGUCGAUCCGGCAGGUGCAGCGGCGUCCAGAUCUGCUUCGAUUUGCAACUUUCUUCAAUACGGUGGCCGUCCACGAGGCAGCAGAAUUUCGCUUCGCACGCACCAGCGAUCGAGCGCAGGUGCUGGCCGAGGUGUCGAUUUUUCUACGACUGUCUCUACCAGGUGUCAUCCAUGUGUUUGUAAUUGUCACCUUCACUGGCGACCUUACGACAGUGACCGUCCUCUGGCAAUUACGACUCUGCGCACAGGAUCUCACGGCCGCCUGUGUCCAGCUGUUAGCACUACCUGGCGAUCGGAUCACUCCAUGGACGAUAUCGAUCUCAACCAGCUUCGACUCUCUCCUGACGCGCUGGAGGUCAUCAUCCCAGAGCUUCUCCCCUUCGUACCACCCCAAUGAAUCGACAUCGACUAUCGGGAUUCCUUCUGAUCUCCUUACUUUCUGGCAGUCCGCUACGAACGUCCCGCUCGCUUUCCGGAUUAGACAGUUGGACGUGUCGAUCCUUGACGCCAGCAAGUGGGCAGAGUGGUGGAACGAGUACAUUGCGCUCAACUUCUGCCUUCUCGAAGUAGUGUUCCAUUGGGCGGAGCCAGCCAAUAAGGACGAGGAGGACGAAGUCCCUAAUGACGAGGUGGAGUUGCUGAUCGUCCAAGCUUGGAGAACGGAUACGGAGGGAGAACUGCUGGGGAUUCUAUUCGGGAAGGUCGGGGACGACCUUUUGGAGUCAAUUAUGGGGGAAGUUUUGGUGUUCCUGGCCCAUCUCCUGGACAACCUGCCUCUAGACAUUCUUUCGAGCGAGCAGCUUGCUACUCGCGAGGACGUUGUGUCCUCUCUUCUGGACUUGAGCAUGCUUCAGGCUCGUCAGGAGCGACUCACCCUCCAUGUCGCUGCACUGCGUCGCCUUCUCGCCAUCCUCUCUGACCCUGAUCGCACCCUCCCGAUCAUCCCCGUACGACUCGGGACCUCCACGAGGGUGUACUCAGCGUUGUGGGAUUCUUGUUCUCAGGGCGACUUCAUUCACCCACGCGUGGUGAAGGAAGCUCGCUUACCCACGACAGGGUCUUCGACUCCCAUCUCCGUUACCCUAGGGGAUGACAAGACCCAGCGCUACUUCGAUCAGACGGUCACCGACCUCCCCUUCUUCCUCACUCUCGAGCCGACUGAUCGUUCCCCGGCGUCUCAUCGCCACCGCUCCUCUGCACAUUUCGAUGUGAUGGAGACGGGGUACGACUUCAUUCUCGGCACUCCGUGGUCUCGUCGGUUUCGCAGCACUGAGGCCAAUUGGGCGAUCAAUACUCUCGUUCUCAAAAUGAAGUGUGGACAAACGUAUCGCGUACCUUUCAUAGGUACCACGGCGACACCAGACCCCGAUCCUCCUCCCUUGGAGCCUUCAGUGCCCACACCAUCUCCCUCUAUCACUGUCACCUCGCCUCGGCAGUUCGCUCACUUCAUUCGACAGGACGACGUCACCUUCUUUAUGGUGGACGUGACGGAUCUCUUACACUAUGAUCCACCCUGUCCCGACGCCAAGCUCAUCCCUCUGGAGCCAGAUCCUCCCUCUAUCUCCAUGGCUUCCAUCUCUACUUCCGUCCCUCCGCCGUCCGUCGAGUCCACCCCGCCGUCGCACGCUGACGCUGACGCUGACGCUGACGCUGACGCUGAGGAACUCGCACGAUAUACGGUUGACUUGGAGUCCGCAGUUUGUGACCUCAUCCGAGAGUACCGCGACGUUUUUCCAUCGUCGUUCUCGUACGCCGGCAUCCCACCGAUGCGUGACAUCGAGCACUCCAUUCAGCUUGUGUCUGACUAUCGUGUUCACCACCAGACACCCUACAGACUUUCGAUCCCCGAGGCCAACGAACUCAAGCGUCAGCUUGAGGAGCUCCUGAGACUGGGUUUUAUUAAACCCAACAACUCCCCGUGGGGUGCACCCGUCCUCUUUGCUCACAAAGCGGACGGAACUCUCCGUCUCUGCAUCGACUAUCGCGGUCUCAACCGCUACACGGUUAAGAACAGCUACCCCAUGCCUCGUUCCGAUGAGUUGUUCGACCGCCUAGCAGGCAACCGCUUCUUUGCGAAGAUUGAUCUUCGUAGCGGUUACCAUCAGAUCCGCGUCGCUGCAGCCGACCAGCCGAAGACAGCGUUCCGAUCGCGCUUCGGCCACUACGAGUUUACGGUGAUGCCAUUCGGCCUCACCAAUGCACCCGCUACCUUUCAUAGGGCGAUGAACGACAUCUUCAGGGACAUCCUGGAACAGUACGUUCUCGUCUACCUCGACGAUAUCCUGGUCUACAGUCGUACCCUUGAGGAGCACCUGAGACACCUCCGCGACGUGCUUGACCGCUUGCGCAGACAUGGCUUCUACGCCAAGCUGAGCAAGUGCCGCUUUGCCCAGCACAAAGUGGAUUUCUUAGGACACUACGUGUCUGACCAGGGUCUCCACAUGGACGACGCGAAGAUCACUGCUAUUGCGGAGUGGCCCGCCCCCACAUCCGCCAAGCAGCUUCGCAGCUUCCUAGGCCUGACCAGCUACUAUAGUAACUUCAUCCGGGGAUACGCUAGGUAUUCCUACGUCCUUACCUCCACCCUCCUUCGGAAGAACCCACCCUGGGCUUGGACACCCCUCCACGAGGACGCCUUCCGCGCCCUCAAGAAGGCGGUGACAUGCGCACCGGUUCCUCACCUACCCGAUUUUGAUCGCCCUUUUAUCAUUACCACUGAUGCGUUAGACUUUGUUGUAGGAGCAGUGCUUUCUCAGGUCUUCCCAUCCUCUCCUGAUUCCUCUCAUCCUCGUAUCCCUCGCUUCCCACCACCUACCCCUACCACUGCUUCCCGACUGACGCCUACUCGUCCAGCUACUGACGAGCCCUCUAUUGACUAUUCUCCUACCAUCGCCGAGGACGGCACUGUCGAGUCUCGCUCAGCAGUAGCGGAGUUCCAUGACCAGGCAGCCGCCGGUCAUAUGGGCUUCCACAAGACGUUGGCUCGUGUGAGCCGCCUGUACGUCUGGCCGAAGCACAAGGACUUUGUGAAGGACUACGUCGCAGAGUGUCCCACAUGUCAGGAGGUGAACAGUGCGAACCACCUACCUUAUGAUUUACUCCAGCCUCUUCCUAUCCCUGAGGGUCGUUGGCAGUCCAUCUCGAUGGACUUUAUCGGUCCUCUUCGACCUCCGACCCCCCGCGGUUAUGAUGUUAUCCUGGUCGUCGUCGACCGCUUCACGAAGCGUGCACGCUUUGUUCCGUGCUGCUAUGCCAUCAGUGCACGUGAGGUCGCCGACAUCGUAUUUGACCGAGUCGUGAGUGACCACGGCUUACCUCUAAGCAUCAUAUAUGACCGUGACCCGCGCUUUACCAGCCGAUUCUGGCGACGGCUCCACAAGGUGUACAGCACUCAGCUCCGCUUCUCCUCGUCUUACCAUCCUCAGACUGAUGGUCAGACCGAGAUCACAAACAGGACUCUCGGAGAUAUUCUCCGAAAGAUUGUUCGUGACGACCAGCAGUGGGAYCUCCAUCUUGCCCACGCGGAGAUAGCCUACAACCACGCCGUCUCGCCAUUCACGGGGAUGUCGCCUUACUAUUGCGACCUCGGCUAUCACCCUCGUGUUCCUGCGGACUUCCUUCAACCGUCACAAAUGCACCCUGACACGAACUGUCCCGCACUGGAUGAUUGGGUUGCACACAUGACGUCGAUCAUGAAGACCGCACAUGAGCACAUAGCCGCUUCCCAGACUCGCAUGGCAGCACGUGCGAACCGAUCGAGGAUGGACCACCCUUUCAAAGUCGGUGAUGACGUGCUUAUCGACGCCCGCCACUUACAGCUCGAAGCAGACACGCUUCGCAAGUUUAGGCGUCCCUUCUUUGGCCCAUGCCGCAUCCUCCAGGCCGUUGGUUCUGACACGUCAUCUAGCCCGGUCAGCUUCCGUGUGAAGCUGACCGACUACCUACGCCAGGCUCGUGUGCACGAUGUCUACCAUGUCUCGUUACUGCGUCCUUACCGCAGACCGUCUGAGCGUUUCGCUGGAUGACCAUACGAGCGCCCUCCACCCAUCAUGGUGGAUGGCCACGAGGAGUUCCUCGUUUCAGACAUCAUUGGUCGCCGAGUCACCGACGAC
Messenger RNA from Chara braunii, 4344 nucleotides. The record is from the annotation of a GenBank genome assembly. NCBI's taxonomy places the organism in Eukaryota, Viridiplantae, Streptophyta, Charophyceae, Charales, Characeae.